Molecule: messenger RNA, 1119 nt
Organism: Cucumis sativus (cucumber)
Lineage: Eukaryota; Viridiplantae; Streptophyta; Magnoliopsida; Cucurbitales; Cucurbitaceae
Product: secoisolariciresinol dehydrogenase-like
Molecular function (GO): oxidoreductase activity
Source: RefSeq, a predicted model, not a curated record
CCCACUGACUUUGGUGAAAUGGAAACAAAUUCAAGGGCAUUGGGUUCUAUAUAUAGUAAGUUCAUGAAGAACAAGGAUAGAAGGCAGAGAUAGAUCUUAUAUGUGAGCAGCCAUGAGUAUCCAAUUGCUUCCCGCCAUUGCAAGAAGACUUGAAGGUAAAGUAGCCGUAAUCACUGGUGGGGCUAGAGGAAUUGGGGAACAAACAGCGAAGCUCUUCUUCAAGCAUGGAGCCAAAGUGGUUAUUGCAGACAUUCAAGACCAUUUAGGUCAAACACUAUGUAAGGAUCUCGGUCAGUCAUCUUCUGUCUUCGUUCAUUGCGACGUAACAAAAGAGAAAGACGUUGAAACUGCGGUUGACACGGCAGUCUCCAAGUACGGAAAGUUAGACAUCAUGUUGAACAAUGCAGGAGUUUUCGAAGAAUCUCCAAACUUCGACAUUCUGAAAGAUGAUCCAUUAACCUUUCAGAGAGUGGUGAACGUCAACCUGGUUGGGGCCUUUCUCGGAACGAAACACGCAGCACGAGUAAUGAAACCAGCGGGUCGAGGGAGCAUCGUGACGACAGCGAGUAUAUGCUCGGUGAUUGGGGUUGGGACGCAUGCUUAUACAAGCUCGAAGCAUGGGGUGUUGGGAUUGAUGAGGAAUGCAGCUGUGGAUUUGGGAAGAUAUGGGAUUAGGGUAAAUUGUGUUUCACCAAAUGUAGUGCCAACUGAAAUGGGAAGGAAGUUGUUCAAGGUUAAAGAUGGUGGGGAAUUUCCAAGUUUCUACUGGAGUUUAAAAAAUGGAGAUAUUUUAAGGGAAGAAGAUGUGGGUGAAGCUGUUGUGUAUUUGGGGAGUGACGAGUCCAAGUGUGUGAGUGGACUCAACUUGAUUGUUGAUGGAGGCUUUACUGUUGUCAACCAAGCUCUUUGUUCCUUUCGUUCAUAAGUUUGAGUCAAGAAGAAUAAAUGGUAUCCCACACCAUAUACUCAAAUAGAGAAGGCACCUUAUACUUCUCAUUCUCUAAUUGUUGUACUCUAUUUUCUUUAUGAUACUAAGAUUUCUCACGUUUGAAGUAAUAUUAUUAUUAGAAAAACUAUUGUAAAUGAUAUAUAAAUCUAUUGAAAGUAUUACUAAAAAAA